CGAACACGAGCUUGUCUCGCAAGCCUUACCCUUUCCGGCACUCGUUGCCACCGGAAAGACCCCGUCCCGAUCGGGAUUAGUGGAUGCCCCGAGCGGCCGGCGAAUCGGAGCGACUGAUUGCCCCGUCCCGGCGGCGGCGUUGAAUAAUCAUACAACAACGUCUGAUGAUGUCUUCAGCCCUAAAACCUUCUCCGUGAUAUAUAUACCGGCCGAGAGUCGUCGAUAAGCAAGAGAUCUGCUUAGCAACUAUAUUCAAUAUGCGGUCUGUCGGUACAACGACUUAUUCACCCCCUUCGGGGUACCAAAUGCUUGACCUCCCCAAGCCAGAACUGAAGGGCCCUAAGGAUGUCAUUAUCGCGGUUCACGCCGGAAGUGUUAAUCCGAUCGAUGUCAAAUAUGCUGGAGGUGCGAUGAAGAUGGUGGUUUCGGAUACAUUCCCAUCGCCAAUUGGCUUCGACUGUGCUGGAACAGUUACCGAAGUUGGUUCUAACGUCACAAGAUGUAAGGUUGGUGAUGAGGUGUAUACUCGUCUACCGGGAUCCUGUCGAGGAUCAUGGAGCGAAUACGCUCGCUGUCCAGAAGAGUGUCUAGCGCUCAAGCCCUCUUCGUUAUCAUUCGAGGAUGCAGCUUCAAUUCCCCUGGCCGCUCUUACUGCCCUCCAAGCUCUCCGGAGAUACGACGGCGAUCUGGAAGGAAAAACAGUCUUUAUUCCGGCUGGAUUGAGCGGAACGGGGUCUUAUGCGUGCCAACUCGCCAAAAACGUUUUCAAAGCCGGAAAGGUCAUCACAACAGUGUCCACCGCCAAGAUACCUAAAGUGGCAGAGUAUUUGGGAGAGAACGUCGUGGAUGAAAUUAUCGACUAUAAAACGUCCAAUCCCCUCACCAGAAUCCCCGCAAAAUCGGUCGACUUCGCCUUCGAUACAGUGGGCCAGGCCAUGGACUUCCUGCCCCUAAUGCGACCCAACGGCUGUAUUAUUUCCAUCGCCAUGAUCCCGUCUGGAGACCAGAUGCAACAGUGGGAUCUAUUGCGUUUACCGCAUAAUCCUACCGUGCCAAUUUACGUUCGAAUUCCGUUGAACUUGAUGGAUUCGUACCGGAGGCGGAAGGCGCGAUGCUCUAGUGUUCAGUACGAGUAUUUGCUUUUGGAACCGAAUGGCAAGGAUCUAGAUUCGUUGACGGAGUGGGUGGAGGAGGGCAAGUUGAGGCCAGUCGUAGGGACGGUGGUCAAGUUUGAUGAUCUUGAAGCUGUAAAGAAGGCUUGUCAGGUUGUGUAUGAUGGACAGGGAGGAAUUGGGAAGGCAGUUAUUUCGAUGGGAAAGGGUAGUAUCGAACAGGAGUAAUUGGAAAUUGUAUAUAGUCUUAAUAUUCAUAAUAAUUGUC
Aspergillus steynii IBT 23096 is the source of this 1380-nucleotide messenger RNA. Its product is annotated as NADP-dependent oxidoreductase. Gene Ontology annotation, cellular component: mitochondrion. Bases 258 to 1340 code for a protein of 360 amino acids. NCBI's taxonomy places the organism in Eukaryota, Fungi, Ascomycota, Eurotiomycetes, Eurotiales, Aspergillaceae. The record is from RefSeq and is a predicted model, not a curated record. Gene Ontology annotation, molecular function: oxidoreductase activity. The transcript has 5 exons.